CAUAAGUAUAAUUAAAAACCCAAAGCAUCUUUUACCCCAUAGUUGCCGAAAGUCCCAAGAUAUCCACUCUCUUUUCAACAUGGCGGCAAAUUUGAACAAAAUAGCAAAAACAUCAGCAGACAAAAUUCGAGAUAGUUCAAAUGAAAGUAAGAGCAGAUCGGGAAUAUCAAAGCACUCAAAAAUGAGAUCUAAAGGAUCUCUAGCCCAUCGUCCAAACGACCGACCACCGUACAUGGCAUGGGCCGAACAGGAAAAUAAGAGAGAAACACAUUUUCCACAACGUGCAGAGUAUUUAGCUGCGGAUGUAGAACAACGGUUAGAAUCCAUUCAAGCCGAAAAGCUACAAAAACUUAAGAAGUUUCAACAAGAUGUUAAAGAAAGGGUCAAGGCUCUUGAAAAAGUGAAACAACUGCGACAAUUGGAUAAAUCAUAUGAAGCAGUAACAGCUGAGCAAAAGAUUGUUUACCAAAGUUCAUUUCCAAGGGUUCCAACAAGAAAAAAAGACACCUGUGUUUAUCGUGAAGAUAAAUACGACAGUUUACAAGUUGGAAUUCCGGGAAGUUGUAAACAUGGUUAUAGUGUAGUUAAUGACCCCGAAGAAGUAAACAUAGCCAGCGAACUGUUGGAUAAGCAAGUUACAAAAAUACAAACAUGCACAAGACAUGCGCGCAAGGUUCUGGGAUCUCAAAUCUUAAAUAUUGAUACUGAUCACUUGACCCAGCUACCUGGAGGAGUUUGGAAUGGAGUAGUAGCUGUUACCCCCAGUGAAGCCAGCAAUGAGGCUCCUCAACAUGUUCCAACAAAACAUCGUUCAUGCAAGUUGACCGCAACAUCAUUAGGAUGUAGAGAAAUAACCUCAACGUUACAAGAGGGAUGUAAAGAAAUAACAAACGGAGUGAAUGAUCUGUCAACACAUGAACAAACCUCUAAUGAUAAACCUCGCUGUUUAACUGGAGCCACAGUCGCAGGUUUAAACGAACCGAGGCAAGAGAAUGCUGUGCAGCCCGAGAUACUAGAGCCAAUACAAUACAAAGUAACUGAAGACCUAAUGCGCCCGGGACGAUUGAAGGAGCAGUCAAAGAAACAGGAACAGAAACAACUUGCAGUUUACAGGCGGUUAUUUAUGGAUAUUGAAAGAGAACAAGUUCGGGAAAAUUUACGAAUGAAGGAACACAGAAAGCGUAUGACAAAGCUAAAAAAUAAGCAGGAAACAAAAAGAAAAGAAGUAGAAUACGAAUAUGACGAAAUAAUAGAAGAACGAAGUGAAGUGGUACGACAGAAGACAUUGUUGGAAGAAAAAUUCGAUGAACACGACGAUCAUAAUCAGAUAAUCAGAGAAAACAAAAGAAUACAGAAAGAAAAAGAAUUAGAAAGAUACGUGGACGCCCUUCGUGCGGCGGUGAAAGAAAAGCUUAUGAAACGAAAACUUCAGGUUCCCGCGCUGUGUUCUUGUGCUCCAACAAUUCUCAAUACAAAUCCAGAAAGCUGCGCAAACAACUGCAUAUUUUACAAGAAUUAUAAAGGCUACGUAAAGGCACUGUCUUCUAUCCUUUCAACGUCAACCUUGGAUCUGUAAUUAUACAGUUUAAUCUCACACAGAGUG
This is a messenger RNA of Dendronephthya gigantea, 1603 nucleotides long. RefSeq lists its product as uncharacterized. Lineage: Eukaryota; Metazoa; Cnidaria; Anthozoa; Malacalcyonacea; Nephtheidae. The coding region runs from base 80 to 1576 and encodes 498 amino acids. The transcript is spliced from 12 exons. Gene Ontology annotation, cellular component: centrosome. The record is from RefSeq and is a predicted model, not a curated record.